Molecule: messenger RNA, 1711 nt
Organism: Oncorhynchus keta (chum salmon)
Lineage: Eukaryota; Metazoa; Chordata; Actinopteri; Salmoniformes; Salmonidae
Product: atypical chemokine receptor 4-like
Exons: 2
Coding region: 114-1199 (361 amino acids)
Biological process (GO): immune response; G protein-coupled receptor signaling pathway; chemotaxis
Cellular component (GO): membrane
Molecular function (GO): scavenger receptor activity; chemokine binding; chemokine receptor activity
Source: RefSeq, a predicted model, not a curated record
UCUCUCUCUCAAAAAGAUCCCUGAGAUCCCAAAGGAGGAUCCGGAGCAGUAGGUGACCAUUAGCUUACUGCAGGAGAGGAGACAAGCAAAGGAGAUACAGAUAUCCCUCCACCAUGGAUCUGGUCGAGGACUACGAUUACUAUGACAACCUAACCCUGAACUACAGCUAUGAGGACUACCACACUGUGUGUGAGAAGGCUGACGUGCGCUCCUUCGCUGGACUCUUCCUCCCUGUGGUGUACUCAGUCUGUGUGGCAGUUGGGCUAGCCGGGAACUCCCUGGUGCUAUCUGUCUACGCCUACCAUAAACGUCUGAGGAGAACCAUGAUGGACGCCUUCCUAGUCCACCUGGCCGUAGCCGACCUCCUCCUCCUCCUAACCCUGCCCUUUUGGGCUGCAGACGCGGGGCGGGGCUGGGAGCUGGGCCUGCCUCUCUGUAAGCUAGUCUCUGCCUGCUACACCAUCAACUUCACCUGCUGCAUGCUGCUGCUUGCUUGUGUUAGCAUGGACCGCUACCUAGCAUCUAUUAGAGCGGAGGGAAGGAACCAGGGAAGGCUAGGCAGGGUCUUCACCCGGGCUCACUAUGGGAAGGUCUGCCUGGGGGUGUGGGCUGUGGCUUUCCUCCUGGGUCUUCCAGACCUGCUGUUCUCCGCGGUGAGCAAGACCUCCGGGAGAAGGGUCUGUUUGGCUGUCUACCCGCCCAGUCUGGCCCAGGAGGUCAAGGCCUGCCUAGAGAUGGUGGAGGUGCUGUUGGGAUUCCUGGUGCCGCUCCUGGUGAUGACGUGGUGUUACUUUAACGUUGGGCGUGCAUUGGGGCGACUCCCAGUGGAGAGUAGGGGGAGGAGGCUGAGCGCUAUCCGGGUGUUACUGGUCGUGGUGGGGGUGUUCGUGGUCACCCAGCUGCCCUACAACGCUGUGAAGAUAUGCCGGGCGAUGGACUCUACCUACACGCUGGUGACCCACUGCGGUGUGAGUAAGGCCCUGGACCGGGCGGCGCAGGUCACUGAGAGCCUGGCUCUGACCCACUGCUGUCUCAACCCACUACUCUACGCCUUCCUAGGGUCCUCCUUUAGAAAACAUGUACUGAAAGCAGCCAAGGCAUUUGGAGGAAGGACAAGGAGAAGGGAGGAGCAAGCUGUGGAGAUGUCCUUCAACAACUCUCAUGCCGCCUCACAGGAGACAAGUGCCUUCUCCAUAUGAGAGAGUGACAGAUAGAGGGAGAGAGAGGGGGGGGGGGCAGAAAGUGUCUCACCUUGUUAUCAUAAGAUUUGAUCACUUGUGGUCCUUCUGUGGCUCAGUUGGUAGAGCAUGGCGCUUGUAACGCCAGGGUAGUGGGUUCGAUUCCCGGGACCACCCAUACGUAAAAUGUAUGCACACAUGACUGUAAGUCGCUUUGGAUAAAAGCGUUAAAUGGCAUAUAUUAUUAUUAUAUUACUUGUUUUGCAAUUAUUUGUUAAAUAUCUGCUGCUAUGGAACUAUUGAGUCAAAUCAGGGGAAGCCAGCCUGGUCCCAAUCUGCAAUGACUCCUGGGAAAGCGAGGUGUUUAUACAUUCCUUCCUUUUUAGAGCAGAACAGCAAGAUACCAGAUGUUACAGUGAAGUUCAUUUCCAUGCUUGUCAGGGCCAGUUGUAAUCUUAUGAUAUAAAGAAAAUUACAUAAGAAGUUGGAUGGCACUGCUCUUUUUGUGAAACAUUUCAAAUGAAGCAUCUCAG